AUGUCCUUCGGCACUUCCUGUUUAAAGUCUUAACUCUCAAUUUCAAGUUUUACAACUUUUAUACUCCUACCAAAAUGUGGGAGUGCUAUGUUUAAGAUUCUUCUGUUAGUCAUUAACGUGUGUAUUUUGCACACAACAAGUAAUGAGAGUUAUUUCAAGAACAUCUGGGAGCCUUACGAAGGGAAAUAUGGUUAUUUUUCUGAGGAGGACCGAAUUGAAACUCUCUCUGGUAUUAGAGACAUGUUUUAUUUUGGCUACGAUAAUUACAUGAAACAUGCUUACCCAAAAGAUGAGCUUGAUCCCAUUCAUUGUACAGGGAGAGGUCCAGAUUAUGAAAAUCCGUCAAAUAUCAACAUUAAUGAUGCCUUGGGAGAUUAUAGUCUGACAUUGGUGGAUACAUUAGACACAUUAGUGAUAUUGGGAAACACAACAGAAUUCAAAAGAGCUGUAAAUCUGAUAUCAGAGAACCUCACUUUCCAGAAUACCACAGUCCAGGUUUUUGAAGCAACAAUAAGGGUACUGGCGGGAUUGCUUUCUUCACAUCUGCUAAUUAUCGACCCGGAUCAGCCAUUUGGAAACAUUGUUCCAUCUGAUUACAAUGGUGAACUGCUCGAACUUGCCCACGAUCUUGCGUCUAGACUUAUUAAUGCCUUUGAAAACACUGCAACAGGAAUUCCAUUUCCAAGGGUAAAUUUACAUAAAGGAGUUCCUGUAGAUUGUAUAAAUGAGACAUGUACAGCAGGGGCUGGUACCCUUGUCCUGGAGUUUGGGAUCCUGUCACGCCUGAUUGGGGAUCCAACCUUCGAGGCAGCAGCAAGGAGAGCUGUCAGGCGAAUUUUACAUUACAAAUCCAAUGUUACAGGGCUAAUUGGGAAUGUUAUAAAUAUACAGACUGGUGAAUGGGUUGGAAAAAUGAGCGGUCUUGGUGCUGGAUUGGACUCUUUCUUUGAAUAUAUGCUCAAGAGUUAUAUAUUGUUUGGUGAUGAAGAAGAUCUCAGGUUAUUCAAUGAAUCCUAUGAAUCCAUUAAAUUUCAUAUGAGACGAGGGAGAUUAAAAUGUAACCAUGGUGAUGGUAAUGCUCCGAUAUAUGUUAAUGUUCACAUGUCGUCAGGAGAUCUAGCCAACUACUGGAUAGAUGCUUUACAGGCCGCAUGGUCAGGAGUUCAGGUGUUACAUGGUGAUAUAGAUGAAGCUAUUUGCUCACACGCUAUUUUCUAUGCAAUAUGGCGCAAGUAUGACUCCCUGCCGGAACGUUUCAACUGGAACCUUAGAGCACCUGAUGUUCUUUUUUAUCCAUUGAGGCCAGAACUUGUUGAGUCAACAUACUUUCUUUAUCAAGCCACAAAAAAUCCAUUCUACCUCCAUGUUGGACGAGAUAUCUACAACAGCAUAAAUGAGCAUGCUAAAGCAGAGUGUGGGUAUGGAACAAUUCAUGAUGUGAACACCAAAGAACUAGAGGACAGGAUGGAGAGUUUCUUUCUUAGUGAAACCUGUAAAUAUUUAUACCUGUUAUUUGACAAAGACAAUCAUUUCAACAAAGAAGCUGCGAAGUAUAUAUUCAACACUGAAGGCCAUAUAUUUCCAAUAAGUCAAACAUUUCGCACAAAACCAUGGGAGGAUUACAUUAAACCAGAAGUGAAUGUUGAGACACAAAGUGAUGAACCGACUGUAGUAGAUGCAAGGACCAAUACCUCGUUUUCUAAUUGUGACAGUAUACCAAGCAUGAGAAGAUAUGCUCUGCCGAUGGAAAGCCAUUACUUAGAGCAGAUAGAUCGAGCCGUUGGUGUUGAUUUAGCUGAAAUAUUCUCUUGAUGUUUGUAUAUGUGUGUAGGAAUUAAUGGUGCUGGUUCAUCUAUUUAAUUUUUCCCUUCUUAAUUCAUGUAAGCAGAUGGCCAAGGUGUGGUUGUAACUGAAAAGUAGAUACUCUGGUGCGGGUCAUUUGCGAUCUGUGGUCCUGCUUUAAUUUUUGUCUUAGUUUUUAGCUCACCUGAUCACAAAGUGCUCAUAGUGAGCUAUUGUGAUCAUGUUGUGUCCGUUGUGCGUGCGUUCGUCAAUCAAGUUGUCCAUCGACAAUAAUUGUGUUUAAACCAUAUCUCCUCCAAAACCAUUAAAUGGAUUUUGAAAACUUGGCCUUGAAGUUCCUUGGGUGGUCCUCUACCAAAAUUGAUCAAACAGUUCCGCUUGGUUGCACAUAGGGACCGUUAGAGCUAAAAAUAGAAAAAUCUUCAAACAACAUCUCCUAAACCAGUGGUCCGAAUUUGAAAUAAUUUCAGACAAGUAGUCCUUGUGUGAUCUCUACCAAGAUUGAUCAAAUUAUCUUGAUUUGUCAAAAAACAUGGCCGCCAAAGGGAGUGGUCAGUUUUUCCUAUAUGUAUAGAGUGGAAACUUUAAGAAUCUUCUUGUGUGAAACUGCUAACCUGAUUUUAAAAUAAUUUUACACAAAUGGUCCUUGUAUGAGCCUCUACCAAGAUUUUUCAGAUUAUUCCGAUGUGUCAAAAAACAUGGCUGCCAGGGGGCAUGGUCACUUUUCGCAAUAUGUAUAUAGUAGAAACUUGGAAAAUCUUGUAUAAAACUAUAAGCUUGAUUUUAAAAUGAUUUCACAUAAAUUGUCCUUGUGUGACCUUCUACAAAAAAUGUUUACAUUUUUCUGAUUCGUCAAAAAAAUGAAUUCCAGGGGGCGUGGUCACUUUUCAUCAACAGUUUCUGCAAACAACAUCUCCAAAAACACUGAAUGGAUUUUGAUGAAACUUUACACAAACAAUCUCUGGGUAAGCUUCUUUCAGAUUGUUCAAAUGGUUACACUUCAUUGAACAUAUUGGUUUUUUUGGUUAAAAAUAGGUUUUCAGCUGUCACACUUUAAAAAUCUUUUUCUCUAGAGCUUUGAUAUUUGGCAUGUGAUAUAAGGGUUUGACUCUAAUUGACCAAAUUAUAGCCCUAAGGUCAAAAAUGGCCAUGCCCCUGUGUGUGACAUGUACUUACUAUUGUCCUACAAUAAGAAAUUUUGAAAAUCUUAUUUUGUGAAUCAGUAAUAGCUAGAGCCUUGAUAUUUGGCGUAUGAUAUCAGAGUUGUACUGUCUACCAUAAUCUUUCAAAUUAUUGCCCUAGGUUAAAAAAUGUUUGUGACAUGUAUAUAAUAUAGGCUAGCACAGAAGAAACCGAACUGUGUACUUAGGUUAUACAAACACACUUGAAGCCUUGUACACAGGUGAGCGCUUUAUGGUCAAUGACCCUCUUGUUUUCUGAAACCUAUAGUCUAAUUGAAACCAUACCAGUAGAAGUCUUGAAGCAAAAUUUUUUUAUGUGUUGAAAUGGCUUUGUUCAUUGCACAGAAAUACAACAAAUAACAGCUUUGAUCAGCAGCUUGUGAAAAGCUAGGUAGAUAUUCACUGUAAUGCUGCAUAGUAUAAUAGCAUUAACCUUUUAUCAAGCAAUAUUUAGAAAGGAAAAGGUGUAUAGAGGAACGUCUUUGCUGGAACUUCAUUAUCAAACUUUGCCAGUAUGAACUUUCAUGUUUCAAGUCAUUUCAUUUUGUUGUUAGUAGGAGCAUGGGGAUUGGGGGGCUGGAACUCUUCUCUGAACUUCAAGAGUUGGGAACCAACAUAUGCUUUGCACCCUGCACCACCUCUCCCAAAUCAACAAAUUUUGGCCACAUAAUUUGUUCUUUUUCUCACAUAAUUAAGGUAAAAAAAGUUUUGAACGAGAAUUUAGAUUAACAGUUUUUCAUUUGUUUUGUAUUUUACAAAAGUAACAAGAAUAUUUUGGGGAGUGUGGAGUUUAAUAUUCAUACAUGUAGGUUUGGCACAUGUUAGCCUUCCAUGGAUAUCACUUCUAUGCUAGUGUUUGUUAUUGCAUACAUUUGUAAGGGACUGAUUAAACUUGAAAGAUAUCUGUUAAAAAUUUCAUUGCAUAUUAUUCAGCUUGGUCUUUUGUAUCCAUGUAUUGUGUCAUCUUUCUCACAGUUAAUACUUUCAUUUAUUAAACAUUCUAUAAUAGUACUGAUGUUCUUAAAUAUAUAAUUUUUAGUCAUACUGACUGGUUGGUUUUUGGCAUGAAUUGAGAAAAGAUGUGAUAAUACAUUGUGUGACAUAUUGUUAGGUGUUAUUUGGAAAGAAAUAAUUGUAAAAUUAGAAACAUUUGCAACAGUUUUUUUCAAAAUAACAGUUAUUAAACAAUAGCGAGAUCUGGGGUGUUGUAUUCAGCUCAAGAGAAUUUUAUCAAGCUCUGGAGGUAAUUGAGGCACACAAGGGCAUAGUGUGAGGCAGCCUUGAAAAAUCUAUAAGAUUACACCCUAAAGCUACUAUGAGGACCCUGUUGUUGUUAUUAUAUACCUCCACCUAUUUUUGUUUUAACCAAAUAUGUCUACAAACUCAAAAACAAAAACCGUUUCAUUACUGUGUCAUGAAUAUUGAUGAAAGUAGUCCAGACAAAGGUAAAAUACAGCAUCAGAUUUUCAUAUUGUGUAAUACGGCAUUUUAUUUCUGUCAGUUCUUAUUUAUUUCUGUAUCUUUCAAUAUAUUUAUAGGUAUAUUAUGCAACUGUUUUCGCGUUUUUAUUUUUAUUAGCUCGACUAUUCGAAGAAUAGGGGAGCUAUCCUACUCACACCGGGGCAUCGGCGUCAGCGUCACACAAAUGUUAAAGUUUGUGUACCACCCCUAACAUUUUCAAAGUCCAUUGAGAUAUUGCUUUGAUAUUUUGCUUACUUGUUUACCAUCAUGACCCCAGUCUGUGAAAAGGAGGAGGUAUCUCUAUCAAGCAUUUUGACUAAAUUAUGGCCCCUUUUCGACUUUGAAUAUGCUUAUUGUAAUGUUAAAGUUUUACUCAUAGCUUAUAUUAUACUAUCAAGCACUGAGAAUAGUUGAGCGCGCUGUUGACUUAGAAUAUGCUUAUUGUAAUGUUAAAGUUCGCGUACCAUCCCAAAUAUUUUCAAAGUCCAUUGAGAUAUUGCUUUGAUAUUUUGCAUACUUGUUUACCAUCAUGACUCCAGUCUGUAAAAAGGAGGAGGCAACUCUAUCAAGCAUUUUGACUGAAUUAUGGCCCCUUUUCGACUUUGAAUAUGCUUAUUGUAAUGUUAAAGUUUUACUCAUAGCUUAUAUUAUACUAUCAAGCACUGAGAAAAGUUGAGCGCGCUGUCAACUGACAGUUCUUGUUGGUUAAAUUCUUAUAUGUAAGCUGGUAUCUCGGUACCCGCUAAUGGGAAUGGAUUGAAACUUCACACACCUGUCCACUGUCAUGAGCUGAUAAACACUAUGCAGGUUCCAUAACCCUGUUAUGCUUUUUUACUAAAUUAUGCCCCUUUUUCGACUUUUGUAUUCAUUCAGUUGACAAGGCUGUUGAAUAGUCGAGCGUUGCUGUCCACCGACAGCUCUUGUUUAUCUUGAAGUACAUUUUUAUUGUAAGUUUAUAUUGUGAUUUGUGACUUUCAUUUCUGAAGCAGUUUUUAUGAUUGUGCAUGCUUAACCUUUAGCCUGCUGGCGGCAUGUGCCUUUGUGACCAGUGCAGACCAAGAUAAGCGUGCACAUCUAUGCAGGCGGAUCAUGGCCUGUACUUUUCGCUAUUUGGUCUGUAUUUUUACAGUGAACAUCCCUUCAAAUAAUAAAUGGUACGGCCCAAAUUGAAUGAUAGACCACUCCAUUUUUGCAAUUUAGCAGGGUAAAGGUUAAGAUUGUAAGUGCCUUCUAAUGCUGACUUGCCAACAGAACUUUUGUCAACAUUUUGUGUCCAAAGUUUAAUCAAUAUUUAAAUUAUUCUUUUGGCUAUAGAAGUUUUUAGCCCAUCUGAACUGUUGAAGUUUUUAUAAUACAGUGUGGAGCUGAAAGAGUAUUUUAUGGUACAAAACUCAAGUUAUAUGAUAUUAUAGCAAAGCUAGGUAGAAAAUUCUGUAUUUAGAGUCUUAUGAAUUUAGUUUCGCUCAAAAAUGCUUUGGUGGCAACAGAGUUAUCUUUACAAUAAGAGACAAAAAUACUGUAGAAUCUGGUAAAUAAGUGCAUAUUCGAAUAUAAGCGCAUAUCAAAAGUAAGCGCAUACGGCCUUACCGUUAUUCCGUAUGGGAUAUUAAGCGCAUGUCAUGCCCUUACCAUAAUUUUGUCUCGAAAGUAGGCGCAUAUCCGAUUACUGAUAAACAAACAACAGAUGCAGCAAAAAGACGUAAUUAACGGUAUUAUACUGUGAUAAUUGUUUACAAGGUGACAAGUGUUCUUACCUGUUGAAUAGCCGAUGGGUGUUAAAAGAUUUUAAUGUCUGUUGUUUGAUAAAAUGAUAAUUGUUUACAAUAAUCAUGCUUUUAGAAUAGAAAAUGUUUUCAGUAAAUGAAGGUAAAAGUUUGAAUACCAGAAAAGUUGCUUGCGUUGUCAUAACAGUUUGUCAUUCUUUCGUAAAUCUGUGAAAAGAAUAUGGAUAAAAUGCUACAACCUUAAGUGUUGAACAAUUAUUGAAUGGUCCGAGAGAUUGAGCAUUAUUUGCAAAUUAUGUAGUUCUUUAUGCUUUCAUUAUGUAUAAAUACUGUAGGCCUAUGCAAUAAAAGGCAGUAGUUCACUGCGCACAUCCAUGGCCAUGUUUUACUUUCGUUUUCGCAACCAAGGUAAGCACUGUCAAUAUUCCUGAUAUAUCAUAAAUAGGUGCACACGGCUUGUCUAUAAGCGCAUAUCAAAUAUAAGCGCAUAGUUUUGAUUUAAGUAUAAGUGCAUAUCAAAAAUAGGCGCAUAAAAGUGUCACUAAAAUUAUUACGUACGCUUAUUUACCAGAUUUUACAGUAUUUAAAUUCUUUUCAAAACAAGGUUAGGCUACAAGUGAUGAAAUUAAACUGGAACUUCCUGUGCAUCCCUGAAACAUUAGGAUGUCUUUUAUGUUUACAGAUAUUAAUUUUCCAUGCUUUGUUUAUAUACUGUAAGAAAGCAUGCAACCAAAAAAGCAUUUUGUUUUGCUUCAUUUUGUUCUAUGUGUAAAGUAGAGUUUGCAAUAGUCUGCCACUGGUUGUACGACAAAUUGGAAUAUGCAGCUCUUUGGUAACUGUUACGGUUGUAAUGAAGCUCAUUUCCCAGGAAUGAGAUAUUUCCAUCAGUAUCUACAAUCAGUGACAGGUUAUUGUAAGAACAGUAGCGUUUUUUUUUUGUGUGAAAAUGAAGGUGUUAAGGUGUCUUUUGUUCUGGCAUUCUUCUAUGAUAUAUAUCAAAUCAGUAAAUAUUUGGAAUAAAUGUAAUUUAUGUAAUUGUCAAAGGUCACUUUGUGUUAACUUUGUGUAACACAUACAUGUAAUUACAUGUAUGUUUAUUAUAUAAAUUAUAUUUAGCUGUUGUCUCAUAUUGAAUUGUAAUUAUUUAACAGUAUUUAUGCCCAAUGUUCACUAUGCAUUUUUAGCUCACCUGAGCCAAAGGCUCAUGGUGAGCUUUUGUGACCGCUCAAUGUCCGUCGUCAGUCGUACGUUGUGUGUCGUGUCCGUCAAUAUUUUCUAAAAAAAUCUUCUUCUUGAAAACUACUGGGCAGAAUUACACCAAACUUCACAGGAAUGAUCCUUGGGCGCCCCCCUUUCAAAAUUAUUCAAAGAAUUGAAUUCCAUGCAGAACUCUGGUUGCCAUGGCAACUGAAAGGAAAAACUUUAAAAUUCUUCUUGUCCAAAACCGCAAGUCAUAUAGCCUUGAUAUUUGACAUGUGACAUCAUCUAAAGGUCAUCUAUGAAGAUUGUUCAAAUUGUGCCCCUGGGGUGAAAAGAGGCCUCGCCCUGGGGGUCACAAGUUUUACAUAGACUUAUUUAGGAAAAAACUUUAAAAAUCUUCUUGUCCAAAACUGCAAGGCGUAGAACCUCAAUACUUAGCAUGUGGCAUCAUUUAAUGGUCCUCUAUGAAGAUUGUUCAAAUUAUACCCCUGGGGUGAAAAGAGGCCCCGCCCCAGGGGUCACAAAUUUUACAUAGACUUAUAUAGGAAAAAACUUUAAAAACCUAUUUGGUAUGUUGCAUUGCCUAGUGGUCCGCUAGCAAAAUUGUUCAAAUUAUGUCCCUUGGGUGAAAAGAGGCCCUGCCCUGGGGGUCCCGAGUUUUAUGUAGACUUUUAUAGGAAAAAAUUUUUAAACAUCUUCUUGUCUGAAAGUUCAAGGCCUAGGCCUUUGAUAUUUGGUUUGUAGCAUUACCUAAUGGAUCUCUAACAAGAUUGUUCAAAUUAUGCCCCUGGGGUGAAAAGAGACCCUGGCCUGGGCGGUCACUUGUUAUAUGAGUUAUAUAGGAAUAAAUACUCCAAAAAUUAUCAGAUCAUAUUUCCUAGACUGUUUUAAUUAUAAUUACCUAAUGACCCCAAGUGAUUAGGGUUCACUUGACUGUGACCUUGACCGACUGGGCUACUUUCUUGUUUUUUAAAAUACAGUCUUGAAAUUUGGAAGACAUGUACAGUUUUGCACACCAAUCUUAAAACUGACUUUCUGUGACCAUGAAUGUGACCUACUUUCUAAUAUUUUAGCAUCAGUUUGCCAUUUUAAACAUGUGGCUCAUAUUACUCAGGUGAGCGAUUCAGGGUCAUCAUGACCCUCUUGUUAUUUCUUUAAAUUCUUAAUCAGUAAAAGUGUUCAGGUAUACACUGAGACAUACAUUUACUGUUAUUUACUGCUAUAAUCUAUUGUUAACACUUUUCUUUAAUAUUACAUUAAAAGGAUAAUCGGA
Mercenaria mercenaria is the source of this 8642-nucleotide messenger RNA. RefSeq names its product ER degradation-enhancing alpha-mannosidase-like protein 1. Gene Ontology annotation, molecular function: calcium ion binding; mannosyl-oligosaccharide 1,2-alpha-mannosidase activity. Lineage: Eukaryota; Metazoa; Mollusca; Bivalvia; Venerida; Veneridae. The transcript has 12 exons. Gene Ontology annotation, cellular component: endoplasmic reticulum; membrane. Bases 88 to 1812 code for a protein of 574 amino acids. Gene Ontology annotation, biological process: mannose trimming involved in glycoprotein ERAD pathway; carbohydrate metabolic process; endoplasmic reticulum mannose trimming. The record is from RefSeq and is a predicted model, not a curated record.